GCCCCAGGCAACCGGAAGAUGCUGAAGAGCUGCGGCCGGCGGCUGGUCCUGUCCCUGGUCGGGGCCCUGCUGGCCUGCCUCCUGGUCCUCAUGGCCGAUCAGCAGAAGCAGCAGCAGCAGCAGCAGCGGCGGCGGCUGCUGCUGCAGGAGGCCCCGGAGGCGGCGGCGGCCGGCGGCGGGGAGGGAGGCCGGCGGGCCCUGCGGAGCCUGGCCGGCGCCGCCGAGGCCCGGCCACGGGAGCCGCAGCAUCCGUCCCCUCCGCCGCCCCGGGGAGACGAGCCCGCCAACGCCGCCGCCGCCGCCCCGCAGCCCCGACACGUCCGCAGCUUCUCCGACUACUUCGGCAGGCUGAGCCGGGUAAGGAGGGACGCGGGCCCGCCGCCGCCGCCCGGCCUCGCCCAGCCCGGGGAAAGCGGGCCCAGGCCCCAGCUGGAGGACAUCCUCCCCCGGGACGUCUUCAUCGCCGUCAAGACCACCAAGAAGUUCCACAAGGCCCGGCUGGACCUGCUCCUGGACACCUGGAUCUCCCGGCACAAAGACGUGACUUUCAUCUUCACGGACGGGGAAGACGAGGAGCUGAAGAAACACACGGGCAACGUGAUCAACACAAAUUGCUCUGCAGCCCACAGCCGCCAAGCUUUGUCUUGCAAGAUGGCCGUGGAGUAUGACAAGUUCAUCGAGUCUGGGAGAAAGUGGUUCUGCCAUGUAGACGAUGAUAACUACGUGAAUGUCCGGAUGCUGGUGAAACUGCUGUCCAGCUACCCCCACACACAGGACAUUUACAUCGGCAAGCCCAGCCUCGAUAGACCCAUCCAGGCCACCGAGAGGAUCAACGAGAAUAAGAUGCAGCCUGUCCAUUUCUGGUUCGCCACUGGUGGAGCCGGGUUUUGUAUCAGCCGUGGGUUGGCUCUGAAGAUGAGUCCUUGGGCCAGUGGUGGCCACUUCAUGAGCACUGCAGAGAAGAUCCGACUGCCGGACGACUGCACCAUUGGCUACAUCAUUGAGUCCGUACUGGGAGUGAAGCUCAUCCGGAGUAACCUCUUUCACUCCCACCUGGAAAACCUCCAGCAGGUGCCCAAGUCUGAGCUCCAUAAACAGGUGACGUUGAGCUACGGCAUGUUUGAAAACAAGCGGAAUUCCAUCCACAUGAAAGGCGCGUUCUCUGUGGAGGCAGAUCCGUCCAGGUUCCGCUCCAUCCACUGUCUGCUGUACCCGGACACUCCGUGGUGCCCCGCCAACGUCGUGUACUAGGAGACACCCAGUCCUUCCUUACCCUCGUCCCGAGAGCCCCUGGUAUCCAUAGGGCUCGCGGGACCCGCGUUGUCCUUGUCCUUGCUGUGAAGCGAUGGAGUGUUUAUUGCUGUGCCCGUGCACAGUGUGUGUGUGUAUAUGUGUUAAUAGGCUGCUGUGCGGCCUGAGCUCCCCCGGCCAGGCGGGGUCGGGGGCCUGGAGGACCAAGUCCUGCUGCCCUCCUCCUGUGCUGGAGGCAGAGGAGACGUCACACACCGCCCCAAUUGGUGCCGCCUGGGGUGGAGCCAUGAGGACUUUUCUGGGUGAGCCACCAUCCAGGGUCGCCCAACGAUCACAGAGUCUUACUCUCUGUCUUGCCUCAGCUGCUUUCUGUCCAGGUUUGCUUUUCUCACCCGCUUUAUACGUCCCCGGCUUGCCCGUGCUUCUUCCCUUCUGCCCUGUCCUCCACGGCCACUGGACUUUCAUCUUCCAUUCCUUCCUCUCCUGGCCUCACCGGCUUCCAGACUCCAGAUUCUGUGUCAGAUGAAGGUUUACGUUUGCAAGAGGUUGGGCGUGGGGAGCGGGAGUGCGGUGAUGCCUUAGUCUCCGUUUCUGAACUUUCUUCUCAGCUGUGCGUGUUUGUACACACACCUGCACACGCAGGAGCGCUAGGAGCUGAAAGACACAAGGGACCGUCGAGCCUGAAGAGGGCCGCUUCUGUCGGUGUCACGCUGGGCCUGGGAAGCAGGUGCUAGGUGUGGAAGGAGGGGUGGGGGAAUAGGGGAACAGUUUGUGUGCAGAACUGGAAAUUCCAGCUCCCUGCAUCGAAAGGAGACCCGGCAGAGGGGUGGGAGGCAGGUGGGAGGAGGCCCAGGGUCCUUGUCUGCUCCAGCCAAAGGAGCUUUUUAUCGACUGAACUAUUUUCAGUCUCAGAUAAAAGCUAUGCAGUAUUUAUAGACAAUUAAUUGGCAACAGUUAAUUGGCGAAAAGGAUGUAUAGGUGUUUUUGUUUGUGUCUUUUUCUAAGGGAAGCGGAGGUUGGGAGAAAAAUUGACAACAGUGAGCUGCGUGGGCUCCUGCGUCUGAGGUUAAUGUCUCCCUUCAAGGCGAAAUCAGUGCCCAGCUAUCAUAGCCUCUGGAGGGGUUUUUCAGUGAGAGGGUGUUGCAGAGUCCGUCGUCACUCGGUAACCUAAGGCCUAAGAGUCUGAGCAAAGCAGCAGGCUUGUGCUCCCUCCUCAGAUGGAGUGGGCUGGGUCUCUGCUCCUGAGAUAGAAGGUUGAGGGGGCUUUCUGCUCUCCACCACCUCCUUCCCCACAACCUUUGCGGGCACCAAUCCAGAAAAGAGGUGCGGGCCCUCCACCUUGGCUUAGAGCAGCUGUUUGGACAAACAUCCAGUUCCUACCCCGCUGCCGGGGGAGAAAAGCCAAGCUGGGCCUGGGGAGAGAAAGAGGGGCACACCCUGCUGCUGUCAUCAAUGCUACCUGGUACAGAGACCCUCCCGAUCGUGGGGCGGACUUAGAGCUGAAUGUUUCCCAUCAGAGGUUGAGUGAAAUUGGCCCAUACUGGGUGUGCGUGUGUAAAUAUUGUACUGUGACAGUAUUUUUUACUGUGUCUUUUUAAAUGGUAGUUUUUUUUUUUUGUUCUUGUUUUUAAUUUUAUCUUUUCUGUGGAUCGGAAAAAAAAAAAACAACCCACUUCGGAUAAUCUUGUCUUUCAAAUGAAAUUGAAAUGUCUAACUCGCAACUUAAUUUAUAUGUUUCCAGUAUCUGGAAUUUCAUUCUGUCCCCUUCCUACUUAGUAGUUGUUCCGACAAAGACUUAGAGUUUGGAAAACAAAUAAAUAACAAGGGAAAUAAAAGUUCUCAGGGAAUUAAACCUGAUCGUUACAUGGUGGGCCCUGUGGCAUCCAUCGUUCUUGGCUUUCAAUAAAGCAGCUUAUUUGCUGGUAA
Tachyglossus aculeatus (Australian echidna) is the source of this 3177-nucleotide messenger RNA. It is a transcript of the gene LFNG, whose product is annotated as LFNG O-fucosylpeptide 3-beta-N-acetylglucosaminyltransferase. Gene Ontology annotation, biological process: regulation of Notch signaling pathway; pattern specification process. Bases 19 to 1251 code for a protein of 410 amino acids. Gene Ontology annotation, cellular component: Golgi membrane. The transcript has 8 exons. Lineage: Eukaryota; Metazoa; Chordata; Mammalia; Monotremata; Tachyglossidae. Gene Ontology annotation, molecular function: O-fucosylpeptide 3-beta-N-acetylglucosaminyltransferase activity. The record is from RefSeq and is a predicted model, not a curated record.